Molecule: messenger RNA, 1086 nt
Organism: Racocetra fulgida
Lineage: Eukaryota; Fungi; Glomeromycota; Glomeromycetes; Diversisporales; Gigasporaceae
Source: the annotation of a GenBank genome assembly
AUGUUUUUACGAACGGCAGAGGCGUGUCGUAGGGGGAUUCUCCAGAGAACUACGCGUCGUUUAUUAGAAAAGGAAAAAGAGGAUCUACGCAGCGGACAAAAUCGGGAAUCAAAAGAUGGACCGAUGGACGCUACCCGCGACCGAAACGUAAAGCGAGAUGAACCAAUAGACGAGAUUCUACAAAGAAGAGUCCAAGCAGAAGGAUUAAAAGUCCAUCAAUGUAGUAAAGGAACUUUUAUCCUUCGUAAUAACGGCCUUUUAAAAAAGACAAUAUCUAUAAAGUUUAAUGGUACUUAUCAGCAUAUGAUUAUUUAUGAGGAUGGAAAAGAAAGCGAGAAACAGUUAUUACCGCCACAAGCAUUCCAAGAACUCCGACCCCUUCAGCCGGGAGAAGACAUCGUCAAAGCAGAAAAAAUGCCAAAAGUCAAUCGAAAUUCAAAAAAAGCGAAGAAAAAAAGACGUAUAUCAAAGCCACUUCCAUACGGACAUCUUUUCUAUCCUCAAAACGCAACAGAUUCCGUCUUGUUAUGGAACCGCCACCAAGACGAUUACGAAAGUGCUGAGCAUGAUUAUAUCGAUCAAAAUUACAGUGCUGGAAACCACAACUCUAUCGCGCCACAAUCAUCUUCAACCUCCAGUUCAACGAUUAAAGGUUAUGAUCCUUACAAUCCUGUAUCACACAUGAUUUCAAACGCGGCCACCAAGCUCUCCAGUCCAAUAUUAUUUAAUCCAUGGUCAUCUCUGCCUGCAACUCGGAUUACUACUCAAAUGCAUAUGUUUAGCAGUUCUUUAGCUAAUCAUUCACCAUUAUUUUAUCCUUCUCCAAACAUCUCGGGAAAUCAGCAAAAUCAUAUGCUACACGAUCAAAAUUUUCCGUUUAUUUCUCAUGAACUCCAGUUCCUUAAUAACAGUGAUACGGAAAUUGCUAACAACGAAAACUUAGUUAAUAAUAUGUACUAUCAUUAUUCCACGCAAGAUAAUGAUAUUAACAAUGGGGUUGGACUGAAUAAUAGUCAGAAUUCGUGUGAAAUUACUACAUGGGAUCAAUCGACUAAUGAUAUCACGGAUUCUAAAAAUGAUUCAUAA